AUGGAGAAUCAAUGGUCAUUUCCUUUAUGGAAUUCAGAGCAAAUCGCUUUUUGGAGUCAUGUGGCAAGGGUUCAAGAAAACCAAACCGAAUCUCCAAAGGCUAGAACAUCGACUGUGCAAGGAGGUACUUGGAACCCAAGUCAAGUAUGUUAUUGGGUGAUUCCAAACACCAUGGCGAAUCCAAUGAUGGUUCUCGUCAGUGGCCAUGGACAACAGGUACAGCAACCUCAACAUACUCCAAACUUGAUGGAGACCCAAGAAACAUCGCAUUCACAUCCUCCAGACGUUUUUUUGCAACCUACAAGUAGUAACAACAACGCAACCAAUGGUUUUACAUUCCCUGCUAGACAUGCUACUUCUCUUCAGGGCCACAAGCUUGAAUUGGCGAACAACAACCAACACAGCAAUGGGGAACGUCAUCGAAAAGCACAUUCACAUGCGUUUGAUCCACCAACCAAGGAUUCUAAACACUGCUUAGAAGAAACCACUCAACAGCCGCAAUCUCCAACCCCAAACCAAACGUCAUCUUUUCAUUUCAUUGAUGAAACAUGUGAGGUCAGGCGAAGUUGCAAACGAACGAGAAAAUCUAAUCUCCAACAACAUGACGCAUCGAACAAAGACAAUGCUCACAACACAACCUCCACCAAUAACCAACCCUCCAAAGAUGUCAAAAUUUAUGCCUUCGAAAGACCCAUGUUAAGGAACAACCGAGCUUUUGCAGACAAUUACUUUGUAUUAACCCCUCAAACUUUAUCAUCCAACGCACAAGGCAAUGAUGCUUUUAAACAAGAAAAGAUGACCCAUAAGGAGAGUCAACAUCCACCAAAGAGAAGACAACGAAAAAAUUCAAUAGGAUCUUCCUCCAUGCAAAGCUCAAAAGCAAGUAGCAUUAGCGAGACACCAAUCGCGCUCAAUCAUUCCUCUCAAAAUAAUCCAGAAAAAACAGAGACAAAUUUGUGGCCUCAUGAGUUAAUGAACCAAACAGACAAUUCGCAGAGUAAUUGCCAAAUGGUUCUUCCUGCUUCAAACUGUCCAUCACAUGCGGAUGCUCAACAAGAUCUUGUUAACGAACCAAGUUAUGGAUCUAUUUUGCAAGCUUUGAUUCAAUAUUAUUUAGAGCAUCAAUCAUUGUAA
Naegleria lovaniensis is the source of this 1134-nucleotide messenger RNA. RefSeq lists its product as uncharacterized. Bases 1 to 1134 code for a protein of 377 amino acids. The record is from RefSeq and is a predicted model, not a curated record. The transcript has a single exon. NCBI's taxonomy places the organism in Eukaryota, Heterolobosea, Eutetramitea, Acrasida, Naegleriidae.